Messenger RNA from Drosophila simulans, 644 nucleotides. RefSeq lists its product as uncharacterized. Bases 23 to 388 code for a protein of 121 amino acids. NCBI's taxonomy places the organism in Eukaryota, Metazoa, Arthropoda, Insecta, Diptera, Drosophilidae. The transcript is spliced from 2 exons. The record is from RefSeq and is a predicted model, not a curated record.
UCGUUUAAAACAAAGUUGGAAAAUGAUAUUCCUGUCGUCUUCUGGUAUUGUGGCCUUAAAACCCAUAAAAAUAUUGAUGUCGAUAUCUUUCAAGCUGGCUGAGUUAACAGUUUUUGCCAACAAAAGUGGUCAUCAGUCCCAUAGUGCACAGUGCCUGCGAAUAUCACGUGAUGGUUGGCCGUUGAGUUUUGUGCUUAUCCCGAGACUCCAGGCCAAAAAUCAACGAUCACGGAGAGAAAUCGGGGCUGCUUUCAAUGCCAGUGCUGGGGAACCGGAAAGAAACCGGGUGAAACUAGUUCAAGCACAGAGCGAUACGAUUGGAGAAAUGGGAAAAGCGGGCCACAGGAGCACCGGCAGGAAAAACGUUUGGCGUGCUCGUUUUGCAUAAAUAAUAUUGAUUUAUUGGGUAGCGCAGCAUUUUGCGGUUCAUAAGCGGGCAAUUUUAAUGCCAAAGGAGCCGAAAUGGUGGAAUAACGGAAUAAGAAUAAAGAAUAAGCGGAAGCCCAAAGUAUGACACACACAUGGCACGAUUUGUUUUCCUUUCCACUUUUCCCAUUUUCGCCGUUUUCCACGUUUUGUUUUUCCUCGUUCGCAGUUUCCCUGUCGUCACGAAAGCGCAAAGAGAAAUGACCGAGCACGCCCAC